Messenger RNA from Quercus lobata, 750 nucleotides. RefSeq lists its product as uncharacterized. NCBI's taxonomy places the organism in Eukaryota, Viridiplantae, Streptophyta, Magnoliopsida, Fagales, Fagaceae. The transcript has 2 exons. The record is from RefSeq and is a predicted model, not a curated record. The coding region runs from base 1 to 750 and encodes 249 amino acids.
AUGCAGGCUUGGAUGAGUCAACUUGUAAUGCAAUGGUUUCAAGUUUUAAGUUCAUACACUAUUGCAGUUGCUGCUAGAGUAGCUGCAGCUUUUGUUGGAGCUGCUGCAGCUUCUACUAGAGCUGUUGCACUUCUAUUAGAGAUGUUACAGUUACUGAUGGAGCUAUUGCACCUUCUGUUGGAGCUGUUGCUAGUAUUUUUGGCUAAGUUUCCUCUUUUGGAAAGUUAUGUGUUUACUCUAUGGUUUUAUUACAAUAUAAUUUUGGGAUCAAUAUCUUGGCCGCUUACUUAUAAACGGUUUUGGAAUAGGCUGUGGAGGCUGCCCAUCCCUCCGAAGGUGCGACACUUUGUGUGGCGGGCGAGCUCGGACGUUCUGCCAACUCGCGCAAACCUUGCUCGGCGUAAGGUUCACAUCGAUCCUAAGUGUGCGGUUUGUGGUGUACAUGAUGAGACCAUUAUCCAUAUCCUCUGGCAAUGCCCUUUGGCGCGUAAUGUCUGGGCGUUGGUUCGGGGGAAGCUUCAGAAAUGUGAUACCUCAGCUCUUGAUUUCCUUAGCUUGGCUCGGGCAUUGUCGGAGAAGCUAAGCAGGCAGGAGCUUGACACUUGGGCAAUGGUGGCUUGGUCCAUUUGGAACGCGCGAAACCGUCUCCUGUUCGAAGCAGUUCAAACUCCUCCGCAGAUUAUCCUUAAGGGGGCUGUCUCGUUGCUGGAGGAGUACCAACGGUUGGCCAAUAGUAGGCUUCGCACCUGA